Messenger RNA from Nestor notabilis (Kea), 2621 nucleotides. RefSeq names its product phosphorylase, glycogen; brain (gene PYGB). The record is from RefSeq and is a predicted model, not a curated record. Gene Ontology annotation, biological process: glycogen catabolic process. Gene Ontology annotation, molecular function: pyridoxal phosphate binding; glycogen phosphorylase activity. NCBI's taxonomy places the organism in Eukaryota, Metazoa, Chordata, Aves, Psittaciformes, Psittacidae. Gene Ontology annotation, cellular component: cytoplasm. The transcript has 20 exons. The annotation marks the transcript as partial.
AGCGUGCGGGGGAUCGCGGGGCUGGGGGACGUGGCCGAGGUGCGCAAGAGCUUCAACCGGCACCUCCACUUCACCCUCGUCAAGGACCGCAAUGUCGCCACCCCUCGGGACUACUACUUCGCGCUGGCCCACACGGUGCGCGACCACCUGGUGGGGCGCUGGAUCCGCACCCAGCAGCACUACUACGAGCGGGACCCCAAGCGCAUUUACUACCUGUCCCUGGAGUUCUACAUGGGCCGCACUCUGCAGAACACCAUGGUGAACCUGGGCCUGCAGAACGCUUGUGAUGAAGCCAUUUACCAGCUGGGUUUGGACUUGGAGGAGCUGGAAGAAAUUGAAGAAGAUGCUGGGCUGGGAAAUGGAGGCCUGGGCCGCCUGGCAGCUUGUUUCCUGGACUCCAUGGCCACGCUGGGGCUGGCGGCAUACGGAUAUGGCAUCCGCUACGAGUUCGGUAUCUUCAACCAGAAGAUUGUCGACGGCUGGCAGGUGGAGGAGGCUGAUGACUGGCUGCGCUAUGGCAACCCCUGGGAGAAGGCACGCCCAGAGUACAUGCUCCCUGUGCACUUCUAUGGCCGAGUGGAUCACACCCCCGAGGGUGUGAAGUGGGUCGACACCCAGGUUGUCCUUGCUAUGCCCUACGACACGCCAGUGCCAGGGUAUAAGAACAACACUGUGAACACCAUGAGGCUGUGGUCUGCAAAAGCACCCAAUGACUUCAAUCUCCAAGAGUUUAACGUGGGUGACUACAUUGAGGCGGUGCUGGACAGAAACCUGGCAGAGAACAUAUCCAGAGUCCUGUACCCAAAUGACAAUUUCUUUGAAGGCAAGGAGCUGCGGCUGAAACAGGAGUACUUUGUGGUGGCUGCCACCCUCCAGGACAUCAUCCGGCGCUUUAAGUCCUCCAAAUUUGGCUGCAGAGAUCCUGUGAGAACAUGCUUUGAAACCUUUCCAGACAAGGUGGCUAUUCAGCUAAAUGACACCCACCCUGCCCUGUCCAUCCCAGAGCUCAUGCGGAUCCUGGUGGAUGUGGAGAAAGUGGACUGGGACAAGGCCUGGGAGAUCACAAAGCGGACCUGUGCCUACACCAACCACACGGUGCUGCCCGAAGCCCUGGAGCGCUGGCCAGUCUCCAUGUUUGAGAAGUUGCUCCCACGUCACCUGGAGAUCAUCUACGCCCUCAACCAAAUGCAUCUGGACCGGGUGGCAGCUCUCUACCCAGGGGACAUUGACCGUCUCCGGAGGAUGUCGGUGAUUGAAGAAGGAGACUGCAAGCGUAUUAACAUGGCACACCUCUGUGUGAUCGGCUCCCAUGCAGUCAACGGCGUGGCCCGUAUCCACUCGGACAUUGUCAAGAACUCAGUGUUCAAGGAUUUCUAUGAGCUGGAGCCGGAGAAGUUUCAGAACAAGACAAACGGGAUCACGCCGAGGCGCUGGCUCCUGCUGUGCAACCCGGGACUGGCUGAUGUUAUUGCUGAGAAAAUUGGGGAAGACUUUAUCACAGAUCUGAGCCAGCUGAAGAAGCUACUGGAUUUCAUCAACAACGAGACUUUCAUCAGGGAUGUGGCAAAAGUCAAGCAGGAGAACAAGCUCAAGUUUGCUGCCUACUUGGAGGAGCAGUACAAGGUCAAGAUCAACCCUUCGUCCAUGUUCGACGUUCAGGUCAAGCGAAUCCAUGAGUACAAGCGGCAGCUGCUGAACUGCCUGCAUGCCAUCACCCUUUACAACCGCAUCAGAAGCGAUCCAUCCAAAUCCUUUGUGCCCAGGACUAUUAUGAUCGGAGGAAAGGCAGCCCCUGGCUACCACAUGGCCAAGAUGAUCAUCAAACUCAUCACAUCCGUCGGCGAGGUCAUCAACAAUGAUCCCUAUGUGGGGGACAAGCUAAAGGUCAUCUUCCUGGAGAACUACCGGGUAUCCUUGGCCGAGAAGGUGAUCCCGGCAGCAGAUCUCUCCCAGCAGAUCUCCACAGCUGGCACAGAGGCCUCGGGUACUGGCAACAUGAAGUUCAUGGUGAACGGGGCCCUCACUAUUGGUACUAUGGAUGGGGCCAACGUGGAGAUGGCCGAGGAGGCAGGCGAAGACAACCUCUUCAUCUUUGGCAUGCGAGUGGAGGAUGUGGAGGCUCUGGAUCGGAAAGGGUACAACGCACAGGAAUACUACGAGCGGCUGCCAGAGCUGCGCCAGGCUGUGGACCAGAUCAGGAGUGGGUUUUUCUCGCCUCGAGAUCCCAGUUGCUUCAAGGAUGUUGUGAACAUGCUCAUGUACCAUGACAGGUUCAAGGUGUUUGCUGACUACGAGGCCUACAUUAAAUGCCAAGGCCAAGUGGACAAGCUGUUCAUGGACCCCCGGGAGUGGACUAAGAAAGUCAUCAGGAACAUUGCAUGCUCGGGCAAGUUCUCCAGUGACAGGACCAUCACGGAGUACGCCCGGGAGAUCUGGGGGGUGGAGCCGUCUGCCACAAAGAUCCCCCCACCCAACCUCCCAAAGGAUUGAUGCAGGGGGCAGGAGGGAGAGACGGGCUCCCAGCCCAGGCGGCCUCACCUGUACUUCACUGCCCGUCCAACGGGCUCAGCUCUGCAGGGAUGAGGCCUUUUGCUCAGGGGGUAGAAGGAUGCUCUGAGGAG